AUGUCUCAGGCUCAAGAGCUCCCUCCCGUCGUCUCUGGCGUCCCCGCCGUCGCCGCCGACAAUACCCAGAAGACGGCGACCAAGAAGACCAAGUCCAAGUCCAAGACGCUCAAGAAGAUACUGCCUUCCGGCGCAGGCUUCGAGAUGUACCGCGACCCCACCAAUCAGGAGGUGAAGUACCUUGACGACCAGAACGAGACUAUUGCCUUCAAGAACGCUCUGCACGCCGUCACUCCCAACCUCGACACCCGCGCCGUCGACGCCGCCAUGGCCGAGCUCUUCGAGAAGGCCACCAAGCUUGCGCCUCACAUGGCGGCUACUGAUGGCACUGCCGGAACCUUCAUCGCCGCCGCCCGCAAGGCCAACUGGACCAAGACCGCUCUGAGGUACAUGAAGCCCACUGUCCCGGCCAAGGUCAUGAUGCGCCUUUACGAGGCGCGCCGCCUCGCCAUCAAGUUCUCGGGAUACCGCCAGCAUCCCAUCGCCUACGACGAGGAGACUCAUACCGCAAAGGCCAUCGACGUCCUUCUCCAAGAGAAGCCUGAUGAGAAGCCUGACACCUUCUUUGCCGACUGGACCAACGAGCAGCUCGAGAGAAUGAUGGGCAAGAUCCGCCGUAAGGAGCGCGCCGACUGGGUAAAGGGCAAGGAGGAUGAUAAGGAGGGUGAACUAAUGAGCCCCAAGGAGGCUAGAGAGUUCGCCGAGGCCCAGAAAGCUGCUCAGUCGGAGCUCGAGGAUGCCCUUGCCAUGAAGAUGCGUGAGUUGGGCAUCAAGAAUGGUGGUGCUGGUUUUCUCUCGCACUAG
This is a messenger RNA of Colletotrichum chrysophilum, 804 nucleotides long. RefSeq lists its product as uncharacterized. The transcript has a single exon. The coding region runs from base 1 to 804 and encodes 267 amino acids. The record is from RefSeq and is a predicted model, not a curated record. Lineage: Eukaryota; Fungi; Ascomycota; Sordariomycetes; Glomerellales; Glomerellaceae.